Messenger RNA from Oncorhynchus keta (chum salmon), 1870 nucleotides. RefSeq names its product zinc finger protein 664-like. Gene Ontology annotation, cellular component: nucleus. The coding region runs from base 234 to 1550 and encodes 438 amino acids. Lineage: Eukaryota; Metazoa; Chordata; Actinopteri; Salmoniformes; Salmonidae. Gene Ontology annotation, molecular function: RNA polymerase II cis-regulatory region sequence-specific DNA binding; DNA-binding transcription activator activity, RNA polymerase II-specific. Gene Ontology annotation, biological process: regulation of transcription by RNA polymerase II. The transcript has 2 exons. The record is from RefSeq and is a predicted model, not a curated record.
UUCUUUCAACAGCAGCAACAGUUAGUCAGACACCUCCGUCGUUGAGUAGACAAAAUAGACGAACCAGUAGAGCUCUUUAGACGCUUUAGUGUAUAUUAACCACUGUGUUUUACACCCACUUCUGUCGUCUAGUUAGUUAUCCGAUUUAAUUUCAUAUCUACGGUGGUGUUGUUAUUUGUCAGCUAGCGGGCUGGUUAAGUUAGCAUUAGCCUAGUUAGCUUACAUCCUCGACCAUGAGCUCGCUAAGCUACUCUCCUGCUAAAGAAGAGGGUGUCUGCUGGACGGAAAAAGAUGGACUGUGGCUGAACGUUGUCGUGAAAGAAGAGGAGGAAGAAGAGGAUUUCUCAGUAAAACAAGAAGUAGAUGGUGAGGCUGUUACAGUGAAAGAAGAAGAGAAAGACGUUUCAGUGAAAGAAGAGGAAGAUGCGUUCAGAGUGAAAGAGGAGGAUGGGGAGAUGACUGUCAUAUCCAAAAAGGAGGAAACUGGAUUUCUGGGCCCGGUUUCCCAAACGCAUCUUAAGGCAUCCAAUGGUUCUAACGAUGAACUUAGCCGUAAGAUGGUUUUGAGAAACCGGCCCCUGAUUAACACUAGAGAGAGACGUGACAAUCGUGGAUCCUCUGGGGAGCCUCAACAACCUUGUGAUGCUGAAGAGGCAGAGAAGAGUCUCUCCAGAUCAGAACACCUCAAUAAACACCCGCAGAGAUCCACAGGGAAGAGAACUCACUGCUGCUCUGACUGUGGGAAGAGAUUCACCUCAUCAGGCAUUAAAAUUCAUCAGAGAAUACACACAGGAAAGAAACUUUAUAGCUGUGAUCAAUGUGGGAAGAGUUUUGGUCAAUCUGGAGAGCUGACAGUGCACCAGAGAACACACACAGGAGAGAAACCUUAUAGCUGUGGUCAAUGUGGGAAGAGUUUUACUACAUCUAGCACUCUGACUUUACACCAGAGAAUACACACAGGAGAGAAACCGUAUAGCUGUGAUCAAUGUGGGAAGAGUUUUAGUCAAUCUGGCCAUCUGGUUUUACACCAGAGAACACACACAGGAGAUAAACCUUAUCGCUGUGAUCAAUGUGGGAAGUGUUUUGGUAGAUCUGACCAUCUGGUAUCACACCAGAGAACACACACAGGAGAGAAACCUUAUAGCUGUGAUCAAUGUGGGAAGAGUUUUGGUCAAUCUGGCCAUCUGGUAUCACACCAGAGAACACACACAGGAGAGAAAUCUCUUAGCUGUGGUCAAUGUGGGAAGUGUUUCGGUAGAUCUGGCUCUCUGAAUCUACACAAGAGAACACACACAGGAGAGAAACCUUAUAGCUGUGGUCAGUGUGGGAAGAGUUUUGGUCAAUCUGGAGUGCUGACAUUGCACCAGAGAAUACACACAGGAGAGAGACCUUAUAGCUGUGAUCAAUGUGGGAAGAGUUUUGGUAGAUCUGGCUCUCUGACUCUGCACAAGAGAACACACACAGGCGAGAAAUCUUUUUGCUGUGAUCAGUGUGACAAGAGAUACUUUGAUAAAAGAUCUCUGAUCAAACAUAAGAAAAUACAUACAUGAAGGAGUUAUUUCGUGAUAUCAAUGAAAAAAUGUCACAAUGUAGAAUGUUUUUAACAUUGUAGUAGGAGUAUUUUAAGGAAUUUCACAAUGUAGAAUCCUAAACGUUUGCCCCAUUCAAUUGAUUUCAUUUACAUUUACAUUUAAGUCAUUUAGCAGACGCUCUUAUCCAGAGCGACUUACAAAUUGGUGCAUUCACCUUAUGACAUCCAGUGGAACAGCCACUUUACAGUAGUGCAUCUAAAUCUUUUAAGGGGGGGGGGGUGAUUUCAGCAUGAUAUGGAUAUUAGCCUUUGGAAAAAUCCAGGCUCUGAAUUGAAAGA